Onychostoma macrolepis is the source of this 3281-nucleotide messenger RNA. RefSeq names its product mitochondrial transcription termination factor 2 (gene mterf2). NCBI's taxonomy places the organism in Eukaryota, Metazoa, Chordata, Actinopteri, Cypriniformes, Cyprinidae. Bases 257 to 1444 code for a protein of 395 amino acids. Gene Ontology annotation, cellular component: mitochondrial matrix. The transcript is spliced from 4 exons. Gene Ontology annotation, molecular function: double-stranded DNA binding. Gene Ontology annotation, biological process: termination of mitochondrial transcription; regulation of DNA-templated transcription. The record is from RefSeq and is a predicted model, not a curated record.
ACUGAACAUAGAUAUGUAUGCAUUAUGUAUGGUACUGAAGAUGUGACCGCUGUCAUUGCAGAGGAGAACACCAGAAUAUAGAUUGCCUCAAAAAAAGCCACAAAAGUCUAAAAAAAUUGAUUUUUAUGGGCUGAAAGACCUCAUAAAUGUCAUUCAAAAACUAUUGGGACGUCCUGGCCCCUCAAGUUGCUGUUGUGUAAUCUUGCUGUUUUCUCCAAAGCUAAUAUCUAACAGUUAGUUACCGCACGUUACUUGCAUGCAAUGCAAACAGUUACCCAACAGCUCCUCCCACAGACCUGUAGAUUGUGCAAACAUGUUACGAUUAGUCACGACAUCCCUGUGUCUCUACUGCCAGCGGGCUCAAGCAACACCUUUGCUUCUCACGAGGCCCCGCUCCGUGAUCGUUCAAGAAGAGAACCUGCUUGCUGUAAACGCCUUGUACGACUUGUCUGUAGACAUCAGUAAAGUCCGGAAGCUGAGGGGUUGGGUGUUGCGACAGAGUCCCGUGUACGUGAGUGAGACCGCCGCCCUGCUGAGGGACAUGGGGGCUAGCGGGCCAGUUAUCGCCCGUGUUUUGGAACUCCAUCCUGAGGCCAUCCUCUGUAAACCUGAUCAAAUGGAGGCGCAGAAAAAGCUGUGGAUGUCAGUGUGUGCCAGUCAGAAGGAUCUAGUAGGAAUCAUAGAAAAAUUCCCUGCCUCGUUUUUCACCUUGUCCUCCGAUCACGACAACCAGAAAGCCAACAUUGUGUAUUUCCAGACGUUACAUCUCAACAAACGUAUCAUUAGCAAGCUCAUGGCUAGCGCCCCUCAGAGCUUCAGCCGACCCGUCGAGCAAAACGAGCAGAUGAUCCAAACCCUGCAGAAGACCUAUUUGGACUUGGGUGGGAAGCAGGUCAAUAUGAAGAUCUGGUUGCAGAAGCUGCUUACACAGAAUCCCUACGUGCUUCUAAAGCUUCCGGACGCCUUACACGAUAACUUGGCGUUCCUACGCAACGUGGGCUUUACCAGCGAUGAGCUCUUGCGGCUGCUCUCCAAACUGAAGGGAUUUGUUACUGAGCUGAACCCUGAAAGUAUGAGACUCACCCUAAGCUACUCCCAGGAGACCCUGGGAUGCACAGAAGCAGAGCUCAGGCAGAUCGUACUUCAGUGUCCAGCCUUGUUAUAUUAUUCUGUGCCUAUACUAGCUGAUCGCUUCAAAGGCCUCCUCACUUCUGGAGUCAGUAUGGAGCAGAUCAUGGAGACUCCCACAGUGUUAGAACUGACAACGCAGAUAGUGCAGUAUCGCAUUCAGAAACUGCGCUCUUUUAGUUAUGAUGUGCGCUCAGGUAGCCUGGAAGUCCUCAACGGCACCAAGAAGGACUUUGAGAUGAGCUACGGGAAGUUGUGUCUUAGGCAAGAGAGGCCACUUUUUAAUCCAGUAGCUCCACUUCGAUCAGAAGAUUAAGAAUUGAAGCCUGUUUCCAACAUGGAAUUAAAAAAUAAAUAUAGUAAUUACAAAUUCUGACUUUAUUUUUACAUCUCUACAAUUUUGAGUUAAAGGGGUCAUGAGCUGCCUCUGUUUUUAUUUUGUACUGUUCUCUGAGGUCCACUUAUAAUGUUAUCAAGAUUUUUACAUCAAAAAACAUUCUUUAGAAGCAAUAGGCUAUAUUCUGUCCUAUUUUUGACCCCCUCUUCAGAACGCUCUGUUUGAAUAGGCGUGGCGGAUUGUAGACUUUUGAAGUUAAACGCCCACUGCUAUGAUUGGCUUGUGUGUGUUUGCAAUAUAGUCGGCAAAGCAUUGUCUUUUAGUUUCAAUCCUUCUGAAAAUCUUACAUCAAAAUGUGCCUUGUUUGUAAUUGAAUCCGCAGUAAAAUGAAGUGAACAAAAGACAGAGUUCUUACUGACGCGGUCUGGAACUUCAUUAAAAAUAAAGUUCAUCCACUCUUUCCUAAUAUUGGGAUCAUAAGGAAGGCAAUGCAAAUACAGUUUUUUCCACAACUUGGCAAGGCACAGCAUCUUGUUGUCUUCAGUGGCAUCUUUAUUGUUUUGUUUUUGCGUAGACCUGCAUGUUCGCCUCUCUCGUAAACACUAUGCGUGAAUCGGUGGGCGGGGGUUAAACAGGCAGCGAUGAUCUUCUGCGGAGGCGGUGCUUAUCCACACAUUGUAGAGUAGAGCAUUCCAAAAGCUGUUGUUUUGGCAGACUGCCUUCAAUUUAAGCUGUUUUUAGAGUAACAACAAAGUUUUGAGUUCUGAAACUUUUUAAAGUACAAUUACCAGAUCAAGGGAAUUUUGGUUUCUCAGUUCACGAACCCUUUUUCCUCCAGAUUUUUCUCUCAGAAUUGCAAGUUUAUAACAUAAUUGUGAUUUUUUUGUUGUUGUUUUUUUUUUUUUUGCAAUUCUAAGGAAAAGGACAGGAUUGCAAGACAAUUCUGACUAUUUAAAAAAAUAAUAAUUCCUCUCAGAAUUUGCUCAUUUUCAACACACUUCUGGGCUUGUAUGUCAAUUUUGAGUCAAGUUUUUGCAAUUCUGCAAAUGAUUCUGUUUAUAUCUUCCAAUUUGGAACUUCUCUCACAGAACUGUGAGUUUCUAACACAAUUCUGACUUUAUUUCUCGCAAUUCUAAGUUCAUGUCUCAUAAUUUUGAGUUUACAUCUGUACUUUCUCAGAAUUGCAAGUUUAUAAUACAAUUCUGAUUUAUUUUAUAACACUUAUUCUGACUCGAUUCUCUCACAAUUUUGUGUAAACGUCUCACAGUUUGCACUUUCUUUCUGCACAUUUAUAAUACAAAUAAUAAUAAUACUGAGUUUAUAUCUCACAAUUCUGAGAAAAAAAUCUGAAUUGUAAGAUUAAAAAUUCACAAUUACCUUUUUUUGUUUUAUUGCAUGGCAGAAACAGGCUUCCAUAAUUAAAAUAGCACCUGCUACAUAAACAGUAUAUUUACAGUAGUUUCUUUGUCUGUUUUCUGCAUGAAUUCUUUUAUUUUGAUCAUUCAUUUGGUGAAAGGUAUAAAUUAUUGAAUGUUUUGUUAGCGUUGUGGAAGGUGAAUCUUACCAAAUAUAUUGUCAACCCAUUAUCACAAGGAAAAUGUCAAUUUAUGUAACUUCUAUUGUAACUACAUUGUAAAUGUACAUUUUUUGCUAUUUGUGGCAAUGAGCUAUUGUUGUACUGUCACAUACAGACAUGUUGUGCCAAGUAAUUUAUGUAGCUUUUGAAAUUCCUCAUCAAAGUCUCUAAUAAUGAGCAAUAUAAAAUACCUCUAGGAGGUAUGCAUUAUGCAGAUAAAUAUUCAGAUCAAUGAAUGUU